CGGGGCGGCCGGGCGGAAGUGGCCCGUCGGACGACUGAGCGGUUCGCUAUGGCAGCGACGGCCACGUCCUCGGCGCUGAAACGGCUGGAUCUGCGCGACCCCGCGGCGCUUUUCGAGACACAUGGAGCGGAGGAGAUUCGCGGGCUGGAGCGCCAGGUUCGGGCCGAGAUCGAGCACAAAAAGGAGGAGCUGCGGCAGAUGGUGGGCGAGCGGUACCGCGACCUGAUCGAGGCGGCCGACACCAUCGGCCAGAUGCGCCGCUGCGCCGAGGGGCUGGUGGACGCCGUGAAGGCCACCGACGAGUACUGCGCCCGCCUCCGCCAGCCGGCCGCGCCCCGGCCGCCCCGGGAGCCGCAGCCGCAGCAGCCAUCCCAGGAGAAGUUCUAUAGCAUGGCUGCCCAGAUCAAGCUCCUUUUAGAAAUUCCUGAGAAGAUCUGGAGCUCGAUGGAGGCCUCGCAGUAUCUCCACGCCACACAGCUCUACUUGCUGGGCUGCCACCUUCACAAACUGCUCCAGUUGGAUCCUCCCAGCUCCCGAUAUAGCCCCGUCCUCUCCCGGUUCCCCAUACUCAUCCGGCAGGUGGCUGCGGCCAGCCACUUCCGAUCAGCCAUUCUGCAUGAAAGCAAGAUGUUGCUCAAAUGCCAAGCCGUGUCUGACCAAGCUGUAGCCGAGGCCCUGUGCGCUAUAAUGCUCUUAGAAGAGAGUUCUCCUCGCCAAGCCCUGACAGACUUCCUGUUGGCCAGAAAGGCAGCUAUUCAGAAGCUUCUCAACCAGCCGCACCAUGGUGCUGGCAUCAAGGCUCAGAUUUGCUCAUUAGUGGAGUUGCUGGCCACCACUUUGAACCAAGCUCAUGCUCUUUUCUACACUUUACCAGAAGGUCAGCUGCCAGAUCCGUCCCUGCCGUGUGGUUUGCUCUUCUCAACACUGGAGACCAUCACAGGCCAGCAAACUAGCGGAAGGGGCAUUGGUGUCCUGCAAGAGGAGAUGAAGCGCUGCUGCUGGUUCAGACACCUGCCAGCAUCCAUCGUCGAGUUCCAGCCAGCUCUGCGAACCCUUGCACAUCCCAUCAGCCAGGAAUACCUGAAAGAUACACUGCAGAAAUGGAUUCACAUGUGCAAUGAAGACAUUAGAAAUGGGGUCAGCAACCUGCUCAUGUAUGUGAAGAGCAUGAAAGGUCUUGCAGGCAUCCGGGAUGGCGUGUGGGAAUUACUCACCAAUGAGCCCACCAGUCACAGCUGGGAUGUGAUAUGUCAGCGGCUUCUGGAGGAUCCACUCUCAUUCUGGGAAGAUUUGAUGCAGCAACUGUUCCUGGACCGAUUACAGACCCUGACCAAAGAAGGCUUUGACACCAUUUCCACGAGUUCCAAAGAGCUCCUCACUUCGGCUUUGCAGGAGCUUGAAAGCAGCACCAGUCACACCACUUCAAACAAGCACAUCCACUUUGAGCACAAUAUGUCCCUCUUUCUCUGGUCUGAGAGUCCGAGCGACCUGCCUCCUGAUGCUGCCUGGGUCAGCGUGGCAAACCGGGACCAGUUUGCCAGCAGCGGGCUCUCCAUGAAAGCACAAGCUAUCAGCCCUUGUGUGCAGAACUUCUGUUCUGCCCUAGACUCCAAACUGAAGGUUAAAUUGAAUGAUCUCCUGGCUUACCUUCCCUCCAGUGAUACAACACUGCCCAAGGGCAUGUCCCCCAUGCAAGCCAAGAACUGUGCCUUUGACCGGUACGCAGAUGCCGGGACCGUGCAGGAGAUGCUGCAGACCCACUCGGUGGCAUGCAUCAGGCACAUCAUAGACUGCAUCCAGGCCGAGCUGCAAAGCAUUGAACAAGUGGUGCAGGGGCAGCAGGAUGUCCUCAGCGGUGUCAAGCUGCGUGCUGUCCUUUUCAUGGCCAGACUCUGCCAGUCACUGGGAGAACUGUGUCCCCACCUGAAGCAGUGCAUCCUGGGAAAAGCAGGGAGCUCUGAGAAACCAGCAAGGGAGUCUAGGGCUCUGAAAAAGCAGGGCAAGGGGAAACCUCAGGAAGUAAUUCCUGUGCAGGCCAAGUGGCAGGAAGUUAAGGCCCUGCUCCUCCAGCAGAGCAUAAUGGGCUACCGGGUCUGGAGCACGGCAGUUGUAAACGUUCUGGCUCAUGGAUUCACCCAGUCAUUACUUGCAGAUGAUGCUGGCUCAGUCCUGGCCAUGGCCACCAGCUGGGAGGAACUAGAAAUUCAGGAGGAAGCUGAGUCAGGAAGCAGCGUCACAUCCAAGAUCCGACUCCCUAUACAGCCGUCCUGGUAUGUACAGUCCUUCCUGUUCAGCUUAUGCCAGGAAAUUAAUCGGGUGGGAGGCCAUGCCUUGCCAGAGGUGACGCUGCAGGAGAUGCUGAAAAGCUGUGUAGCUCAAGUAGUAGCCGCCUACGAGAAACUUGCAGAAGGAAAACAGGUGAAGAAAGAAGGUACAUUUCCAAUGACGCAGAACCGGGCACUGCAGCUGCUUUAUGAUCUGCGGUAUCUCACCAUGGUUCUGACAGCCAAGGGCGAGGAGGGGAAGAGUGGCCGCGGCAAACAGGACUCCAGAAUUGAGAAAGUGGCCGACUACUUCGAGGCACUCAUCGACCCGUUUGACCUGGACGUUUUUACACCACACCUCAACAGCAACCUUAAUCGCCUGGUGCAGCGAACUUCUGUUCUGUUUGGACUGGUCACUGACACAGCGAACCAGUUCACACCCCGGAGCAGCACCUUCAACUCUCAAGAACCCCAUAACAUCCUGCCCCUGGCAACGACGCAGAUCAGGUUCGGACUUCUUCCACUGAGCAUGACAAGCACUCGAAAGGCCGAAGCAACCAGCAGAAGCAUCGAAACAAAAGCUCAGGUUGUCCCCCCGGCACUCUCCCGAACAGAUGACCUGACGCAUCCUGGCUCCUUAUUCAGACACCUUGUUGGUGAGGAAGAAGACACGUCUACACCUUCGUUAUUCAAACUAGGUUGGCUCUCUAGUAUGACUAAAUAACAUGGGAACAUACCCAUCUCCCCCUAAAUAAAUACGACUGCAACAUUUCUUCUAA
Manis javanica (Malayan pangolin) is the source of this 3043-nucleotide messenger RNA. It is a transcript of the gene COG1, whose product is annotated as component of oligomeric golgi complex 1. Gene Ontology annotation, cellular component: COG complex; Golgi apparatus. Gene Ontology annotation, biological process: intra-Golgi vesicle-mediated transport. The record is from RefSeq and is a predicted model, not a curated record. Lineage: Eukaryota; Metazoa; Chordata; Mammalia; Pholidota; Manidae.